This is a messenger RNA of Neospora caninum, 726 nucleotides long. RefSeq lists its product as hypothetical. The transcript is spliced from 7 exons. Lineage: Eukaryota; Apicomplexa; Conoidasida; Eucoccidiorida; Sarcocystidae. The record is from RefSeq and is a predicted model, not a curated record. The coding region runs from base 1 to 726 and encodes 241 amino acids.
AUGUGCCGCAAUCGUGCGCGCGUCGUGGGAUACUUUUUUGCGUAUUUUGUCUCGCUGAAGUGGAAUCUCCAGAUCCUGCAACGCGCCGUUCGCGAGAUUCCGUGGAAGAGCCGGCACGACAUUCUGCGAGAGCGCGAGAAGCCGGUGUAUGCGUCCGAGUGCCGGGGCACACCCCGGAGGGAGUAUUCCAAGAACGUGAUUGACGGGGUUCGCGUCCAACCCACGUUCAACCCCUUUGUGAAACUCAACAAGGCGAAGCGCUACGUCCUUGACAACUGGCCGUCCAGGAACUGGGACGACUGGUCUCCGUACCGAUGCUACGUGCGCGGGAGUCGACGACGGUACAACAUUCCUCAGGAUCUCCUGCCCUACAAAGAUGAACUCGGCGAGUGGCAUCCGCCUCGACUCUCGGCGCGGUACCAGGCAGACGUGAAAAAGCAAUACCUCAUGAACAACCUCCCUUGGGUGUGGCAAAAGGAUUUUUACGAAGGCAAAAUGCACUUUGGCGAUAGAGAGCCUCUCGGACCGAAGGCGUGGUACCGGAAAGCUUACAGAGAAGAAAGGGUGAAAGAGGCGAUGAGGAAGAUGGACGAUCUCGUUCUCGAUUAUCGGCAGGAGAACCGAGACCGACGGAGAUACAAUUGGUUCGAGAAGGUCGUCCACGACUUUGCAGGCGAAGAAAUUGCGACUCAAUUCAUUCGAAAGCGAAAGGAGCCGAAGCUGUAA